AUGUAUUCCGCAACUUAUCAACCUACAUUUGAUUUAUCCUCUGCUGCUUCUCACUUGACUACUCCCUCUGAUAUCGAAUUUGAUCGUUGCUUAACUACCUAUCAACGUCAUGACAGUAUCGAUUACAGUCGUAGACCUAGUUAUUUCACUGGUUUAUUAGGAAACCCUCAAAGUGAAGCAAGUUACUCUGAUCAUGAACAGCAAACUCCUAGUCCAUUCAAUAGUUACGAAGAUUACCAGCAUCAACAAUAUCCUCAUCCUCUUGAUAAUGCAAGCAAGCGUCGCCUCAGUACCCUCAUUGAAUUGCCUCAUUUGUCUGCUGCUGCCAAUGGUACUGGUGCUGUCUAUCAUCAUCACCCUCCCGCUGUUGAUCAUCUUGGCUAUUCCAAUGUUGUAAAUCCAUGGCUCACCGCCGCCGCCGCCGCCGCUGCUGCUGCUACCUCUGCUCCUUCCACAACAGCAAACUCGUCAGCAAACACCAGUCCAUCACGUUUAUCAUCUCCCAUGAUUUACGCCAAUCCUGCUGUGGACAUGUAUUCACCUCAAUCAUACUUUAAUCAUCAACAUCAGCCAUCAUUUGACCAACAACAAGCUCAGCAUCAACAACAAGCAUUCCAUCCUCUUUGUGGUCCUAUGCAAGACAGCUUGAUGGCCAAUGGUAUCUUCCGUGAACGUGCCUCAUCUUCGUCAUCAUUGUCUUCUUCAAGCGACAGUGCAUUAUCUAUCAGCCCUCCUCCCAGUCGCCGCACCAGUAAAGCCAAUGUCAAAUCUCCAUUGAAGGCAACUCGUUCUCGUGGCCGCAGAGUAUCAAAUAGCCCUAGUGUUGCAGGUCAAAAAGUAUUCACUUGUAAACAUGAUGAUUGUGGAAAAGUAUUCAAGAGAUCUGAACAUUUAAAACGUCAUGUACGUUCAAUUCAUACAUUGGAAAAACCCUUCGAAUGCCCCUAUCAAUCUUGCUCAAAGCGCUUCUCUCGCUCUGACAAUUUGAACCAACACAUUCGUAUCCAUCGUCAUACUGGAAAAGACAAAACUAAUAACAAUAAUACUGCUGCUUCUUCUGCUACUGCUGCUGCUGCCGCUGCCGCUGUCUCAAAUGUCACUUCAUCAGCAUCAGUACCAAGAAACAACUCAUUCAGUAAUUAUAUGCCCACUUAUUAA
Molecule: messenger RNA, 1158 nt
Organism: Mucor velutinosus
Lineage: Eukaryota; Fungi; Mucoromycota; Mucoromycetes; Mucorales; Mucoraceae
Exons: 2
Coding region: 1-1158 (385 amino acids)
Biological process (GO): regulation of transcription by RNA polymerase II
Molecular function (GO): DNA-binding transcription factor activity, RNA polymerase II-specific; RNA polymerase II cis-regulatory region sequence-specific DNA binding
Source: RefSeq, a predicted model, not a curated record